AUGGCUCCUCUCCCUGCCCCCCUCUCCCUUACUGUGCUACAGCUUGCAGCACUGACUUAUGUGUGUGGUGGUGCAUACUACGGACACAAGCAACACCCCCAGCCAUACCAGCCAGUGCAGCAUCACCAACAUAUGGGCAUGGGCAAAGAAGGCUUUCCCCAGCAACAGUACCUUGGAAAAGAGGUGCCUUAUAUGCAGUAUCCACAGUACAGGAAGGAGCUACCACAGAUACCCAUGCACAAGGGCAAAGAAAAUGCUCGUAAAGGGGGUGGUUAUAAAGGUGGUCAAGAUAAAGGACAGACAAUUCCCAGUGGGGCUGAAGGAAUUCCUCAAGGAGAGCCUGGUCCAGCUGGACCACCUGGACCAGAGGGGCCUCCAGGUCCUCCUGGACCUCCAGGAAAUGGACAACCAGGACCUGUGGGGCAACCUGGAUCUUCUGGUCCACCAGGAGUGCCUGGGAUGGGAAAACCAGGUUUGCCAGGGCUGCCAGGCAAGCCAGGAGGAAAUAGUGGGGCUGGACCACAGGGUGAAAUGGGUCCAAGCGGUGAGAAAGGACCAUCUGGACAGCCAGGACCUCAGGGUCCCCCAGGACCACCUGGGCUACCAGGGAUAGGUAAACCAGGGAUGCAGGGACUACCAGGUCAACCAGGGACAAAAGCAGAACCAGGUCACAAAGGUCUACCAGGACUACCAGGAUUACCAGGACCCAAAGGUGAUAAAGGAAUGGGUCAGCCAGGACAACCCGGUCACAAAGGUCUCCCAGGGCCCCAUGGACCAGCUGGCCCAAGAGGCCUGCCUGGUUUUGGGAAACCAGGCUUGAAUGGGGCACCAGGGCCACAUGGAAAACCAGGAGAGAAAGGACAUCCUGGAGAGCAAGGACCAGCUGGACCACCUGGUGAAGGAGGACAGCCUGGCCCACCAGGACUACCUGGUCAAGGAAAGCCAGGUCAAAAUGGCCUUCCAGGACAGCCAGGUAUGUCAGGUGCCAAAGGACAUCCAGGACUACCAGGUUUGCCAGGGAAGCCAGGACUGCCUGGGUUUGGUAAACCAGGGCUGCCAGGACCAAAGGGUGAUAAAGGUAUGGGAGGUCCACCUGGACUGCCGGGCCCAAAAGGAGAAAAGGGACAUGGAGGACUGCCUGGUAUGAUUGGAUCCCCUGGGCCAAAUGGUCCACCUGGUCCUCCAGGUCCAUUAGGACCACUGGGGGGUAUAGGUUCCCCUGGGCCUAAAGGAGACUGUGGGGAAGGAGGGCCUAAAGGGAUUGAUGGAGGCCAGGGUGAACCUGGUCCUCCUGGGAUACCUGGUAAGGGUGGUCUGCCUGGAGACAAUGGAGAACCAGGGCCAAGAGGACCCCCAGGGCCAAGUGGUGUCAAAGGAGAUGAUGGACAUAAAGGUCUACCUGGUUCCCCUGGUCCUUCGGGACUUCCAGGGCUAAAAGGACACAGUGGACUACCCGGUGAAGUGGGACCUCAAGGCCCUAAAGGAAUCCCAGGAAUGGAUGGUGCAGCAGGACCAAUUGGGCCUGCUGGUCUUCCUGGGGCAAAAGGAGAUGGGGGUCUCCCUGGUCUACCGGGAACUGUAGGUUUGGGGAGUCCUGGUAUUCCUGGUCCCUUAGGACCCCCAGGAAAAGAGGGACCAUUAGGACCCCCUGGAAAACCAGGUCAGCCUGGCCCUCCUGGACCACCAGGCCCAGCUGGAGACAAUGGACUGCCUGAUGACAUGGCUGGAGUACUGUCCGUAAUGGGCCCUGCAGUCGAUGGUGUUAAGGCUGGUAGUUAUGAUAAGAAGGGCAAGUAUGGCGGCAAUGGAGCAGAAGUAAUGGGUGUCAGUGGGUUAGAAAUGCCAGCAUUCACAGCUGUAAUAACAACUCCCUUUCCACCUGUCGGCACUCCAGUUGUCUUUGACAAGCUCCUAUACAAUGGUCGCCAAAACUACAACCCCCAGACAGGAAUUUUCACCUGUGACAUGCCUGGCAUUUAUUACUUUGCCUACCACAUCCAUUGCAAAGGAGCAAAUGUGUGGGUGGCUUUGAUGAGGAACAAUGAGCCAGUGAUGUAUACGUAUGAUGAAUACAAAAAGGGUUUCCUAGACCAAGCGUCAGGGAGUGCAGUGCUACCUCUUCAACCUGGAGACACUGUGUAUAUUCAACUGCCCUCAGAUCAGGCUUCCGGACUUUAUGCUGGGCAGUACGUGCACUCCUCCUUUUCUGGGUAUUUGUUGUAUCCAAUGUAG
Molecule: messenger RNA, 2232 nt
Organism: Limanda limanda (common dab)
Lineage: Eukaryota; Metazoa; Chordata; Actinopteri; Pleuronectiformes; Pleuronectidae
Gene: col8a1a
Product: collagen, type VIII, alpha 1a
Exons: 2
Coding region: 1-2232 (743 amino acids)
Molecular function (GO): protein binding
Source: RefSeq, a predicted model, not a curated record